Messenger RNA from Xylona heveae TC161, 1269 nucleotides. RefSeq names its product ribose-phosphate pyrophosphokinase. The record is from RefSeq and is a predicted model, not a curated record. NCBI's taxonomy places the organism in Eukaryota, Fungi, Ascomycota, Xylonomycetes, Xylonales, Xylonaceae. Gene Ontology annotation, cellular component: ribose phosphate diphosphokinase complex; cytoplasm. The coding region runs from base 1 to 1236 and encodes 411 amino acids. Gene Ontology annotation, molecular function: magnesium ion binding; ribose phosphate diphosphokinase activity. Gene Ontology annotation, biological process: 5-phosphoribose 1-diphosphate biosynthetic process; purine nucleotide biosynthetic process. The transcript has 3 exons.
AUGGUUCGCAACUUGGUUGUCCUGGGCGGCAGCGCACAUCCAAGUCUGACACGCAAAAUUUGCGACUAUCUGGAUAUUUCACCAGCAGAAGUGUUACUUGGAAAAUUUGCCGUUGGCGAGACAAGAGUGGAAAUCAAGGACUCGGUUCGUGGUAAAGAAGUUUAUAUAAUACAAGCAGCUGGCGAGAACAUCGAUGACUCUCUUGUUGAACUUCUCAUCACCAUUUCCGCAUGCAAAAUCGCAUCCGCAAAGCGAGUCACUGCAGUCUUACCGCUGUUCCCAUACUCCAAGCAAGCAGACAAUUGCUAUGAGCGAUCUGAUAGUCCUCUUGGGAAAGCGCCAAAAGGCGUGGAAAUGACAGAUUCUAUUACUUUAGAAUGUGAUCUCCAAAACACAUCUAUCUCGCCGGCAUCUUCGCGAACCAGUCUUGACGCAGAAGGAGACGUGGACGAAUCCGACAGCAGCGACAGCGCUUCAGCAUCUCCUGUUCUUAGAGGCAUGAGCACAUCAACUCGCGGAUCCGCUUCCCCACGACAAUCAGCUGCAGCAUUGCACCCUGGAUACAAGCAAUGGCAGGCCAAACCCGGUACUUUGGUCGCUAAUCUCCUGACGUGCGCCGGCGCGGACCAUAUUAUCACCAUGGAUUUGCAUGACUCGCAGUAUCAAGGUUUCUUCAAUAUUCCUGUGGAUAAUUUGACGGCCAAAUCCUUGAUCAAGAGGCACAUUCGAUACCAGCUUCCCGAAUUUUCCAGCACGAUCAUCGUCAGUCCUGAUGCUGGAGGGGCAAAAAGAGCUACCGCUAUUGCUGAUGAGCUCUCCUUGGACUUUGCUCUGAUCCACAAGGUAGCUUCCUCAAUUUCACGCGAAGAAAACCCAACGAUAGCAAAGGAUGGCAUGAUUCUGGUUGGCGACGUGCGUGGGCGCACUGCAGUCUUGAUUGACGACUUGGCCGACACUUGUGAAACCCUCACACGUGCUGCGCGUCUGCUUAAGAACAAAGGAGCUAAGAACGUAUAUGCGUUUGUCACCCAUGGAGUUUUCGGUGGUGAGGCGGUAGAAAAGAUUGAUGCAAGCGCAGUGGACAAGGUUUUCGUGACGAACAGUGUCCCGCAAGAGCAGCAUCUGCAAAGAUGUAACAAGCUUGAGGUUCUGGAUAUCAGUACACUACUUGCCGAAACAAUCCGCCGGAUUUACUACGGUGAAAGCGUAAGCGCACUUUUCUCACGAAGUCUUUAACGGAAAGCUUUGACAUUUACGUUAUUCCCUGGU